UGUCCUCCGAGCCAAUGUGGAAGAAUUGAUGCAAGAGCACCAGCAAGCAUGGGUGGAUCUCUUCAUAUCUGGUGUGGAAAUCAGAAAGAUCACAGACGCCCAUACUCCGUCCAGUCGCACAGUCAACAACACGCUGUACUACAUUCUGUCGACCUCCACAGCGCCCCUCCUGGAUCAGAGUCUGACCGCAGAAGAGCACGAACGCCUGGAGUCCAGUCUGAACUACGCCGACCACUGCUUCAGCGGCCACGCCACCAUGCACGCCGAGAACCUGUGGCCGGAGCGCCUGACCAACGUGGCUCAGAUCCUGCAACUGGUGAAUCUCUGGAACCUGACCUUCCAGAAAAGAGGAUGCAAGGUCCUCGUGGCGGCAGGCACUCACGGUAUGAUGCAAGGCAUGGUCCUGAGUUUCGGCGGUCUGCAGUUCACCGAAAACCACCUUCAGUUCCAGGCCGACCCGGAUGUUCUUCACAACAGCUACUCUUUGCGGGGCAUCCAUUACAAUAAAGACCUUAUCAACCUGGCCGUGCUGCAGGACGCCGAGGGUAAGCCCUUCCUGCAUGUGUCCGUCAAGCCUCAGGAGAAACCCGUGAAGCUGUACGCCUGCGAGGCCGGCUGCAUGAACGAGCCUGUGGAGCUGACCUCGGAGCUGCGAGGCCACACGUUUCCGGUGAUGGUGACCCAGCCCAUCACGCCUCUGCUGUACAUCUCCACUGAUCUCACUCACCUGCAAGACCUGAGACACACGAUGCACGUCAAGGCCAUAUUGGCUCACGAGGACCACAUGGCCAAGCAGUACCCAGGCCUGCCCUUCCUUUUCUGGUUCAGUGUGGCGUCCCUCAUCACGCUUUUCCACCUCUUCCUCUUCAAACUCAUCUACAAUGAAUACUGCGGGCCGGGAGCCAAGCCGCUCUUCAGGAGCAAGGAUGAUGUUUCUGUCUGAAGCCUAAUCCAGUGUGCAGAAACAUUAAAUAUGGCUCUAUCUCUGGAUGUCCUCUCGGGAUUGAUUUUAAUCACUGGAGACGUACUGAUGUAUUCAAGACAUGUUUUCCAUUAUUGCUGUGUGAAUUUAAUUAUGAACAUGAUCUUAUUUCUGUCGAGGAUUAUGUAAGUUGUUAAGGUUAAAAUAUGAAGACUAUUUAAAGGUGCCCAGUCAUGUGCAAAUUAGUGAUAAAAUAUCAAUAAUUAUGAAGGAUUCAAACAAGACCUUUAUUAAUGUAUUAUUCUAGCUUAUAAACAAGCACAAUAAUAAAAUCUUAAUGGAAACCAAAUCAAAUAUGCAGCUCCUAAACACUGAUUUUAUGUGAAUGAAGAAACACAUCUUAUAAAAUCGCAAUGAAAUGGAAGUAGCGACAGAGCUUUUCUUCUGUAUUGUGAUGAACAUCUGAGUGUAACAGAUUAUUAAAAAACAAUGUAAGGCAUGGAUUGGUGAUUGGGGAUAGAUGAGUGGAGAAGUCGGGCGUAUGGCACCUUAUUUUCACUGUAAUAAUGAGUUGUGACGUUUUGAUUAUGAGGUCGAAAAAAAUCAGAUACAUGGAUGAAAAUGGGCUAAAUGAAUCUACGUCGGUAGUAGAAGUACUGACCUUUAUUAAAACAGCUGGGAAUAUUGUAUGUAUUUAUUUGAAAAAUCAGCAUUGAACAUCACAGAUUCAAGUUUGUUUACUGUAGGCUUAAUCACAUGGAAUAUAGAAUGCUAUGCUGAUGACACUCAACUCUACCUCUCAUUC
Molecule: messenger RNA, 1727 nt
Organism: Sinocyclocheilus grahami
Lineage: Eukaryota; Metazoa; Chordata; Actinopteri; Cypriniformes; Cyprinidae
Product: KIAA2013 ortholog
Exons: 3
Coding region: 29-943 (304 amino acids)
Source: RefSeq, a predicted model, not a curated record